This is a messenger RNA of Colletotrichum destructivum, 2607 nucleotides long. Its product is annotated as Putative metal-independent alpha-mannosidase, six-hairpin glycosidase superfamily. Gene Ontology annotation, biological process: carbohydrate metabolic process. NCBI's taxonomy places the organism in Eukaryota, Fungi, Ascomycota, Sordariomycetes, Glomerellales, Glomerellaceae. Bases 221 to 2302 code for a protein of 693 amino acids. The transcript has a single exon. The record is from RefSeq and is a predicted model, not a curated record.
GACCCUAGCUGGUUUCCUUGGACUUGACACUGUCGCCUGAAGGCUGAAGCACACACUCAUUUUCUACCUUUGAACCAUCGAAUGAUGACCUGUUGAGAAAAAGUCCGAUAGGACUAAGUGCUGGUCAGUGGCUGGCUGAUUUCGAGUGAGAUUCAGAACCAUUGAAAGAGACUGAGUGAGAGCCAGUCAGGUGGAACAGAAGAGCGAGAGGAACGGAACCAUGCCCGCCUUCACGAUGCUCAGCGGCAACAUCCAGACGCGGCGCGCCCGCAUCGCCGUCAUCGCCUUUCUCGUUAUCGUUUUCCUGCUUUUCUUCAACAACUCCCAUCUCGGCAGGGGAGGCGGCACCGCAUAUCUGGAUCCGGCGGAUGCUGGACGGCCGCCCGCAGCGGCCGACAAACCGACGCAGCAGCAGCCGCCGCCACCACACGGGAACCAGGACAAGGACGGCGAGAUUCCUGUUGCCCACGGCGAGCCCGACGCCGCGAGCGACAAGCUCAAGGCCGACGCCGAGGGCGGGGAUUCGUACCGCAACCAGGACGAGAAACUGGUCAAGCAGCCGCCGCCCACAAACGCCGGCGCCAACGGCAACCCCGGAGACGCCCCGAAGCCCAGCGACGCCGCGACGUCGAAGCCGCUGCCGCCGACGCCGCCCGCCGACUGCGAGUCCUUUGAGAACUGGAUGCGCAAGCGGCCCGGUCCAGCGUCCGAGGGCAAGCGCCAGUUCCCGCUCGUCCGGCCCCGUCCGGAAUGUCGUACUUUCCGCCUACCGGCCAUGGAAGCGCUCAUCGAGCGCAUGAAGGGCGUCAUCAAGGACCCGGACCUGCACCGGCUGUUCGAGAACGCGUACCCGAUGACGCUCGACAGCAUGGUCAAGUGGCGCGGCUUCGCCAACGAGACGGACGAGGCGACAGGUGAGACGCGCGUGACGGACCAGGAGCUCACGUACGUCAUCACGGGCGACAUCGACGCCCUCUGGCUCCGGGACAGCGCCGAGCAGAUCAGCCCGUACCUGUCGCUGCUCGAGGCGUCCGAGGACCAUGACUCCCUCGCGGGCCUGUGGCGCGGGCUCAUCAACGCGCACUCGAGGUACAUCGUCAUCUCGCCCUACUGCCACAGCUUCCAGCCGCCGCCCGAGAGCGGCAUCCCGCCGACCCACAACGGCGCCUACACGCACAACCACCCGAUGCCGCCCUACGACCCCCAAAAGGUUUUUGACUGCAAAUGGGAACUCGACUCGCUCGCCUCGUUCCUUAAAAUGUCUGUGGCGUACGCCGAGAAGACGGGCGACUGGCGGUUCUUCGGCAAGUACGGCUGGGUCGAUGCCGUCGAGGCGGCCGUCAACGCCGCCGGCGCCAUGCGCCUCGGCACCUACUCGGCCGAAGGCAAAGUCGAGAAGUCGGCCUGGACUUUUGUGGGUUGGACCAACAGGGGUUCAGAGACUUUGACUAAUGACGGGCUCGGUAACCCGAUCCGGGAGAAUGGCAUGGUGCGGACGGCGUUCCGGCCGUCGGACGACGCGUGCAUCUUCCAGUUCCUCGUGCCGGCCAACAUGAUGUGGGCCAAGUACCUCGAGUCGGCGUCCGAGAUCAUGGCACGUCUCGAGGGCGACCGGGCGCGCAACCUGACGACGGCGAUGCGCGAGCAGGCGCUCGGGAUCCGCCGGGGCAUCGAGCGGGAUGCCAUUGUCAACCGGCCCGGGUUCGGCGACAUCUUCGCGUACGAGGUGGACGGGUACGGCGGCGCUAACCUCAUGGACGACGCCAACGUGCCGUCGCUGCUGGCGAUGCCGUUGUGGAACUUUACCCAGACGAGCCUGGGGCCCGUCGAGGAUGAGAAGGACAAGAAGGCGACGAAGCACAACUACACCGAGGUGUACCGCAACACGCGCCGGUUCGUGCUCAGCGACGCCAAUUCGUACUUCAUGAAAGGCCCCGUCAUCUCGGCCGUCGGCGGGCCGCACGUCGGGCCGGGCAAGGCGUGGCCGAUGGCGGCUGUCAUCGCGGCCAUGACGGCGUACGACCCGAUCUCGGGCGUCGAGGACGUCGACGGAGAAGUCGGGGCCCAGAUGCGCAUGGUGCUGGACUCGACGGCAGGUACGGGGGUCCUGCACGAGAGCGUCAACAGCUGGAACGAGAAGGACUGGACGCGGGCGUGGUUCGGCUGGGCCAACGGCCUGUUUGGGGAGCUGAUUUUGCGGAUCGAAGAGGCGGAGAAGAAGAAGGGCGGCGGCGGUGGCUUGCUGGAGAAGAGCUGGCAGGACUCGCCUGCGUCGAGCACGGCGAGUUCUCCAAAGAUAUGAGCACUUCAGAGGGUUAGUAUGUACUAGAGUAUGUAUUAGAUGAUGUACAAGUAUAUGAAUAGAUUUUAACUAUGCCGGGGUAUAAGAGAGUGGUAAGGAUGGUUUUGGUUUCAGAGGACAUUCAUGUAGUAUUGAACUGACUGAAGAUGUAGCUAUUCGAAGCUGCGUUAGUUUGGGUUACCUGUGCCGUUGGUCUUAUUGUUGGACGAAGUUAUUCACAACCUGCCAGGUGAAAGCUGCCGGCCGAGGGGGGAACCAUAGUGAGGCAGUUGCAACCCAGAUUUCCUUCCUUCCUCCGUUCCUGC